This is a messenger RNA of Sodiomyces alkalinus F11, 199 nucleotides long. RefSeq lists its product as hypothetical. The transcript is spliced from 4 exons. The record is from RefSeq and is a predicted model, not a curated record. Gene Ontology annotation, biological process: mitochondrial electron transport, cytochrome c to oxygen. Bases 32 to 199 code for a protein of 55 amino acids. Lineage: Eukaryota; Fungi; Ascomycota; Sordariomycetes; Glomerellales; Plectosphaerellaceae.
CAGCGCGUCCUCUAUCAAGCCCAUCACGGGUAUGCUCCGGCGAAACCUCAUUCUGGACCUCGGAAUUGGUCUAGGUGUUGGCUUCGGCAUGGCUAAUGCGUUCUGGUACGGCUUCCACAUGCGCCGCACAAACGCUCGAGACAACUACUACGCCAAGCUAGAGCAGGAGAAGGCAGAGCAGCGUGCCGUCCAGGCGUAA